This is a messenger RNA of Clavispora lusitaniae ATCC 42720, 420 nucleotides long. RefSeq lists its product as uncharacterized. Gene Ontology annotation, biological process: mitochondrial respiratory chain complex I assembly; response to oxidative stress. The record is from RefSeq and is a predicted model, not a curated record. Lineage: Eukaryota; Fungi; Ascomycota; Pichiomycetes; Serinales; Metschnikowiaceae. Gene Ontology annotation, cellular component: membrane.
AUGUCUACUUCCAUUAUCCGUACCAUCAAAAAUAUCUAUUCGUCCGGACUUAAAAGGGCCGCGUGGCAAAUCCAAGUCCACAAUGAUACCAAAAGAGGAUGGCUUGUGGGCGAGGACGACUACGGUAACAAGUACUACGAAACCGACGUUCCAGAAGAAAUCCACUUGAGAACAAGAUGGGUCGAAUACGCUGACUGGGGCGUGGACAUGUCCAAAGUGGAGCCAGGUUGGCAUUACUGGUUGGGUUACGGAACGAACACCCCACCCAACAAAUUGCCCGAAAGCCAAAAGGCAGUGAGACCAUAUCCAUUGCAGAAGCACAAGAUGUCAUUGACGGGGACCAGGGGCGCCUAUGUGCCAUACAACACCGCUAAGCCAAAAACUGCUUCGUGGGUUCCAGAGGUGAGGGAAAGAGUCUAA